AUGCUUCUUUCUUAUCGUAUUCUAUUGACUGGCGCCAAUUCUUCGGCUCUCUUCUUCCCACUCUCUCACUCACUCUCUAUCCCUUUCUCUCUCUCUCUCACUCUCUUUCACUCACUCACUCACUCUUUGUAUCUUCCUCACACAUUUUCAUUUUCUUUCAGUUUAUCAUUGCUAGCAUUCCAGUCUCUUCCUCGUUUAUUCUCACACAUUGAUACGCUCAUCUUUUGUUUUCGUUAUACUUAUUUUUAUCUAUUAAUUUCUUCUUUUUUUUUCUUCACUGUUUUCUCUUUUUCCUAUUUCUAUGUGCAUUUGGAUAAUUUGAAGUCUCUUCCAUCCACCAAGGAUUUUCUCUCAAUGUUGUUCACUUCUUACUUGGAUCUGCUCGAAGUUCAUGUAGUGUUUAUGCCCGUCUAUAUUGUUGUGGUCUAUCUGAAAAGCAUUCCAUUUUGUUUAAUUAUUUGUUCGUCUUUUUUUUUUUUAAUCUGUUAUAUUUUCCUUUUUUUUUUUCAAAUCUUUUUAUUUUUAUUUUCUUUAAUUUUUCCUUUCUUUCUUUUUUUUUGUUACUUUUAUAUUUUGGAGUUCUAUGUCGUCUUGCUUUUUAUUGAAUGUUUCUCUCUUCUCAAUUUCUUUCUUCGUCAUAUACUUGAUAUUCCUUUUGGUUUUCUAUUCCCAUCUUUCAUUCUCUAUUUAUUUCAUCUCUAUCUUUUUAUCCCUUCCUUCAAUCUUUUCUUUUCUACAGUAGCCCUUUGUUUUUCUCUUACCUUUUAUUCUGCUUUAUUUCCAUUCUAUUUUUCCCCGUUUUCUAAACACUCCAAUCAAAUUUUCUUUAUUUACCAUAUAUUGACUCGUUUCUGUUUCUCCUCCUUUUACCAACAAGAAUUUUUUCCCUUCUUUCAUCGUUGCAUCUUUUUUUUUUCUUCUCGCUAUUCCUUCUCUCACUCCUCCCAACCAAAUACUUCGUCCAUUUUCCUGCGAAAAAUAGCUCAAUUGAAACACAAGAAUCAAAACGGAUGGUUAUGUUUACGCGGAGGUCAUCUUGAUUAUGGCUCCAUUUCCACUUUCUGCCAGGCGCGUCUCUUUUUUUUUUUUCAUUUUGUUCUCUUUUCGCUCUCCGUCUUUCUGUGA
Messenger RNA from Acanthosepion pharaonis, 1125 nucleotides. The record is from the annotation of a GenBank genome assembly. NCBI's taxonomy places the organism in Eukaryota, Metazoa, Mollusca, Cephalopoda, Sepiida, Sepiidae.